This is a messenger RNA of Hemiscyllium ocellatum (epaulette shark), 3024 nucleotides long. RefSeq lists its product as uncharacterized. NCBI's taxonomy places the organism in Eukaryota, Metazoa, Chordata, Chondrichthyes, Orectolobiformes, Hemiscylliidae. The record is from RefSeq and is a predicted model, not a curated record. The transcript has 4 exons. Bases 366 to 2117 code for a protein of 583 amino acids.
GUUCGACAGGUUCAGUAAAAAUGAAGGAAUCUGAUUUGUCACCAUGUGCAGAGAUUCGAGAGGGCUGGUAUGUUUAUUGCAGGUAGAAAGCCAAAGCUCAUUGGCUGGCGUGGAAGGGUGCAUCUCUGAAGCUGUAAAGGGAAGGAUUAAGCAAAGAAUUUAACCAGCGGACGCACUAAAACACGACAAGUUACCGGAAGAACCAGCGAGAGUGAGUUUCAUUUGUUUUGAAUUGCCUAUGAACUCUUUCUAAACGUAGUUGGAUUUAUCGGGAUUGGUUGUAUUCAGUCGCUAUUGGCUUUUUCUGGUUCUUAUUCAAAGUACACCCUUGCCUGAACUGAUCCAAUUAAGAAGGCCCUAGUGCAAUGCCCACAAGUGAUACGUGGGCUGGACAAUUUCCCAUGGAUUCCAUUGCCAGUGUCAGUAUUGUUGGAAGCUGCAACAAUGUAAUCAGCACUAACUCUGCUUUUAACGAUGAGUACUUGGAUUAUCUUUCAGCAGAAGAGAGGGAAUGUCUCAUGUUUCUUGAAGAAACUAUUGAUGCAUUAGAUAUUGAAGACAAUAAUGGGUUAUCUACUGCUGAAUUGGAGCAAACCAAACAUUCCACUAAAACGGAGAGUGUGCCAGAGAGACCUAUCCUGUCACACCCUGAAUUAGGACAUCGUCAAAGUCCAGAACCUGAUGGAAAAAUCCCAAGAGCAGUUUUACCAAACAACAAGAACAACAGCACUGAAUUCAUCUCCCCACAGACGGUGCAGGAAAAAUCUGGAGCAUAUAAAUUCCCACGGGCAGUUUCACCACACAGCAAUAAAAACUGUACUGAUUCCACAUCCCCACAGAUGGUGCGAGCUAAAACUGGAGCAAAUACUUUGCCUAAAUAUACCCAAAAACCUAAUGCUGAAAGCAAAAGCAUGAUAUCCAGUCAGAUAUCAGAAUCCAGCAGAACCCCCAUUCCUUCUGAAGAUACAAGGCGAAGAUCCAACAGUGCGAUAGUUCAGCGUGAAUUGGUGGAAUCUAUUGAGGAAAAGACCAAGUUAGGUCCUCCCACGGCUCCAAAACCCCGGAAACUGCCAUCCAAUAUCAUACUGAAAAGCUUCCAGAAGAAUGAUAAUCUUAUGGUACCUAAUAGAAACUCUCAGAAUAGCUUUAAAGUACCAAAAGUUGCUGCACAAAAUGAUGGAUAUAAUUUAUCUAGGGACAACAGCACUGAUGAGGAAGUAAAACAAGUAAGAAUGCAAGCUUUGAGUAAGUUAGGGUUGCUGUCAGAGCCAGAUGGCCAGAAAACCAAUUCAGCAAGUCCUCCAAGUCUAAAAACAGAGGGGACAUACAUUGGUCAGACAGUCACAGCAAGUAAUGAAGUUAAAAGGAACCAACCAGAAAUGUCAGCGAAAAACACCAACAGUCUGAAACGUCCAAUUAGAAUUGGACCUCCUCUGAACCAUUCAGCAGCCACUGCUGCUGACCUUGGCGUGAGUGGCACAGCAAGUAAAAUGACAAAUGUGACUGUGGGGAAUGCAAACAGAGUGCAGUGGCAGCUGGGUUCCACAAAAUCGAGCAGUUUAAAAAGGUUUACCACAGCCAGUGAAAACGCCCCUCCAACCGUUAGCAUAGGUUCAGCCCGAUCCAGCAUGCCAACCACCACGGUCCUUAACCCUGGCAUGAGCAAAACACUCCCUCUUGCAAGAAGACCAGCAAAUGCAAGCGAGGGAGAAGUGAAAAAUAUAAAUGCAGCACAGUGGCAGUUUGGCGCCACAAAGGCAAGUAGCUUAAAGAGGUUUGGCACAGCUAGUGAUCAUAAUCAGCCCACCUUGUAUUCUGAUGUUGCUCGAAAUACUUCGAUUGGUGCUGCCUCUGCUUUUGGUGUGAACACAAACAGUAGGCCCAGACCUGUGUCGAUUUGCUCAGAGAAGGAUUUGUCAGUCAAACAUGGAUCUACGUUAGAAGUUGUAUCAUCUGAUAAACCAGGAAGGAAGUCUUUUCCAAUUACAAUAAACCAUAUUUCGGCCAAAUUUCAGAAAUCUCCACCAAAGGCGCUUAAUGUGCAAGUUGCGCCACCAGGACCAACCAGCAAAGACCACAGAGAAGCACUGAGAAAACUUGGCCUUCUAAAAGAAUAGAAAUGAAUUUAAAAGGCUGCACAGGAUCUCAUGGACUUGAGAGAGUUCUAUCAACAUGCUGGAAACCAAUUUAUCUAAAACAGGCAAUAACUUACUGCCACAUAAAGCCAUAGAAUCAUUACAAUCUCUGGCAUGGGAAUGAAGCUGUAGAAUUAGAAUAUGGUUAAAGAGAGAAAUUUAAAAUGAGCUGUUUUAUUUUGUCUAUUUAAAUUAAUGUAACUACUGCAAUUUUGUCACUUUUUGAUAUAUAAAGCAUUUUUUUUUGCAUGUUCACCUUUGAUUCAUUUUGUGGGAUGUGACCUCUGAAUGCUUAGUACAAUGCAAGACAGCUUUCCAGUUUUUCAAUAGUAUGUGUCCAGGUUUGGACUGUUGUCCAAUUUGUUGGAACCAAUAACCAAGACUUGAUUAGAGAUUCUAUUAAUUUUCUUAAUGGGAACAGUCCUAUUAUUAAUGUCAAAAUACAAUGAAAGACUUCUGUGUUUUGCAGUAGAAAUGACUGUGUUUCAAAAUGCUCUCCUUUUAAAACAAUGACUUAUGUUGUAAUACUGUUCAGAGAAAUUUUAGUUUUUAUUGAAAGCAUAGUUUUAAUUAUGACAUUGUGUAAAUGUAUAAUUAAGUGCAUUCUGACUUUUUUGUAUGUGUGGAACUUUCUGUAUAGAUACUCUUUGUGUCUCAUUAGAAAAAAUAUUCCAACUCUGCCCUAUUUCUUUCCAGUAUCACUUCACAAUUUUUUAAUUCAUUCCAUAACAUACCAUUAGAUCUGUCUAAAAAUUGACUAAUUAUGAUUAUAUUAAUUGUCAUGUACAAAUGCUAAAUCUAAUAUGUAUUAAGACAUUAUUUCAGUUUGUAAUUUGUAAAUGAACUAGAAUUUACUUACCUGCCACAAGUCGUGAAUUUAAAACAUUAA